UGUCUGAAUACAGAGCAACAGGCAUUCAGUGUUACUCACAUUCCAGAUAUUAACACUAUCUAAAGAGCAAAGGGGAGUUUCCAAAGUCAUCAAGUCCAUCCAACUUUGCCAUUUUCGGCCAGAGACCACUGAAAAUGACUCCCAAGAAGACUGCCGCUCCCUUCCUAUGGUUUUCUUUUUGCUUUGGGAAUGUUCUUGAGGCAGUGGUGCUGGGAUCGGUGCAGUACCCCUCUGAUAACGGGCUGCACUCACAUCUGGAUGCGCGCAGUUCUGCAGAAGCCAGCGCGAGCUCUCGGAACGACUCCACAUCUGUUCAUGUUCCGUCUUACAUGAUCUCUCUGUACAGGACUCUAUCGGAACUGGAUCGACGGGGAAGCAACGGCAGCCAGACGCGCUCCAGGAGAUAUGCCAAUACAGUGACCAGCUUCAUUGACCUGGGACAAGGUGAGUGAGACUGAUCCACCGGUGAGACAGAUAGAUAGAUGGGUUGUAAGAUGAUCUGCUUGAGGCCAUCGGUGCGGAUU
Molecule: messenger RNA, 524 nt
Organism: Sinocyclocheilus grahami
Lineage: Eukaryota; Metazoa; Chordata; Actinopteri; Cypriniformes; Cyprinidae
Product: growth/differentiation factor 6-A-like
Exons: 1
Coding region: 135-452 (105 amino acids)
Source: RefSeq, a predicted model, not a curated record